Protopolystoma xenopodis is the source of this 381-nucleotide messenger RNA. The record is from the annotation of a GenBank genome assembly. Lineage: Eukaryota; Metazoa; Platyhelminthes; Monogenea; Polystomatidea; Polystomatidae.
AUGAAUCAAAAGAAGCGAAAAUUUAUUCACCAGCUGGCUGAACAUUACGGUCUAGAGACUCGGGCUUUUGACCCAGAGCCACAACGUCACGUCCAGGUGACUGCUCGACACGGUCUUGCUCGCCUUCCUGGUGGUACUGGCGGCCCACGUGCAAGUUUGUCCGGACAACUUGCACGUGAGUUCACAGGUCAUGUAACGAUGCCUGAGCCACAACCUGGUAUGAUUCUUUCCACUAAUGGACUGCGAAAUACGCAGCUUCACAGCCGUUCUGCAUGGUGCACGGGCCGCUCGUUUGCCGCUGUUGCUUCAAGUCGUCCAGGCCCAUUUCGUGGGCAUAACACUGUGGCAAUUUGCUCUAGGAUUCAAGAUGAUAGCAAAUGA